Nannospalax galili (Upper Galilee mountains blind mole rat) is the source of this 3778-nucleotide messenger RNA. It is a transcript of the gene Eif2ak3, whose product is annotated as eukaryotic translation initiation factor 2 alpha kinase 3. NCBI's taxonomy places the organism in Eukaryota, Metazoa, Chordata, Mammalia, Rodentia, Spalacidae. The record is from RefSeq and is a predicted model, not a curated record. Gene Ontology annotation, biological process: protein phosphorylation. The transcript is spliced from 17 exons. The coding region runs from base 253 to 3150 and encodes 965 amino acids. Gene Ontology annotation, molecular function: protein kinase activity; ATP binding.
GGCGCCGUGGCUACGGCUGAAGUGACCGUGGAGGACGCCGAGGCGCUGCCAGCCGCAGCGGGGGAACCGGAGCCCGACGACGACGCGGAGCUGCGGCCUCGCGGCAGAUCCUUAGUAAUUAUCAGUACUCUAGAUGGACGAAUUGCUGCCUUGGAUGCUGAGAAUCAUGGGAAAAAGCAGUGGGAUUUGGAUGUGGGAUCUGGCUCCUUGGUUUCAUCUAGCCUCAGCAAGCCAGAGGUAUUUGGGAAUAAGAUGAUCAUUCCGUCCCUGGAUGGAGACCUCUUCCAGUGGGACCGAGACCGUGAGAGCAUGGAAACUGUUCCUUUCACUGUGGAAUCCCUUCUCGAAUCUUCGUAUAAAUUUGGAGACGAUGUUGUUUUGGUUGGAGGAAAAUCUCUUACUACAUAUGGACUUAGUGCCUGUAGUGGAAAGGUGAGGUAUAUCUGUUCUGCUUUGGGGUGUCGCCGGUGGGACAGUGAUGAUCUGGAAGAAGAGGAAGACAUCCUUCUGCUGCAGCGCACCCAGAAGACAGUUCGUGCCGUUGGGCCUCGCAGUGGCAGUGAGAAGUGGAAUUUCAGUGUUGGCCACUUUGAACUUCGGUAUAUUCCAGACAUGGAAACUAGAGCCGGAUUUAUUGAAAGCACCUUUAAACCCAGUGGAGACAAAGAAGAGUCUAAAAUUAUUUCAGAUGUGGAAGAACAGGAAGCCUCCAUGUUGGACACGGUGAUAAAGGUUUCCGUUGCCGAUUGGAAGGUCAUGGCAUUUAGUAAGAAGGGAGGACACCUGGAAUGGGAGUAUCAGUUUUGUACUCCAAUUGCCUCUGCCUGGUUGGUUAGGGAUGGCAAAGUCAUCCCCAUCAGUCUGUUUGAUGACACCAGUUAUGCAUCUAAUGAAGAAGUUUUUGAAGAUGAAGAAGACAUUGUAGAAGCUGCCCGAGGAGCCACAGAGAACAGCGUGUACUUAGGAAUGUAUAGAGGCCAGCUGUAUCUGCAGUCAUCAGUCAGGAUCUCAGAGAAGUUCCCUAGAAGUCCAAAGGCCUUGGAAUCUGUCAAUAACGAAAAUGCAAUUAUUCCUUUGCCAACUAUCAAAUGGAAGCCCUUAAUUCAUUCUCCUUCUAGAACUCCUAUCUUGGUUGGGUCUGAUGAGUUUGACAAAUGUCUAAGUAAUGAUAAGUUUUCCCAUGAGGAAUACAGUAAUGGCGCACUUUCAAUCUUACAGUAUCCAUAUGAUAAUGGUUAUUAUCUACCAUAUUACAAGAGAGAAAGGAACAAACGGAGCACACAGAUCACAGUCAGAUUCCUGGACAACCCAAAUUACAACAAGAAUAUCCGCAAAAAGGAUCCUGUUCUUCUCCUACACUGGUGGAAGGAAAUAUUUGGAACAAUUUUAUUUUGCAUCAUAGCAACGACUUUUAUUGUACACAGACUUUUCCAUCCUCAGCCACACAGACAAAGGAAGGAGUCUGAAACUCAGUGCCAAACUGAAAAUAAAUACGAGUCUGUGAGUGGCGACUCCAGUGACAGCAGCUGGAACGACAUUAAGAACUCAGGAUACGUGUCCCGAUACCUAACAGACUUUGAGCCAAUUCAGUGCAUGGGUCGUGGUGGCUUCGGAGUUGUCUUUGAAGCCAGAAACAAAGUAGAUGACUGCAAUUACGCUAUCAAGAGGAUCCGUCUGCCCAAUAGGGAGCUGGCUCGUGAGAAGGUGAUGCGGGAAGUGAAAGCCUUGGCCAAGCUGGAGCACCCAGGCAUUGUGCGGUACUUCAACGCCUGGCUGGAGACACCCCCAGAAAAGUGGCAGGAAGAGAUGGAUAAGAUUUGGCUGAAAGAUGAAAGCACUGACUGGCCACUCAGCUCUCCUAGCCCAAUGGAGGCACCAUCUGUCAAAAUUCGCAGAAUGGAUCCUUUCUCAACAAAAGAACAUAUUGAAAUCAUAGCUCCCUCACCUCAAAGAAGUCAUUCUUUCUCGGUGGGGAUUUCCUGUGGUCAGACAAGUUCCUCUGAGAGUCAGUUCUCUCCACUGGAGCUCUCAGGGGUGGACCACGGGGAUGCAAGUGGGUCAGUGGAUGCAGCCUACAACCUCCUGGACAGUUGCCUGGCAGAGUGCGAUGUGGAUGAUGGUACUAUGGAUGGCAAUGACGAGGGGCACUCCUUUGAACUUUGUCCCUCUGAAGCCUCUCCCUACACAAGGUCGAGAGAGAGAACCUCCUCUUCCAUAGUGUUUGAAGACUCUGGCUGCGAUAAUGCAUCCAGUAAAGAAGAGCCCAAAAUGAACUGCCUGUAUAAUGGCAGCCAUUGUGCUAAUAAGCUAAGUGACUUCAAAUACUCCAGCAGCAAAUCUUCUUCCAAAGUCACUUUGUCCAUCUCUCCUCCAAGGCCAACCACUUUAAGUUUAGAUCUCACCAAGAACACGACAGACCAGCUCCAGCCCAGCUCUCCAAAGGUCUAUCUGUACAUUCAGAUGCAGCUGUGCAGAAAGGAAAACCUCAAAGACUGGAUGAACCGACGGUGCGCCAUUGAGGAGAGAGAGCGGAGUAUGUGUCUGCACAUCUUCCUGCAGAUUGCGGAGGCGGUGGAGUUUCUGCACAGCAAAGGACUCAUGCACAGGGACCUCAAGCCUUCCAACAUAUUCUUUACAAUGGAUGAUGUGGUCAAGGUUGGAGACUUUGGACUAGUGACUGCAAUGGACCAGGACGAAGAAGAGCAGACGGUUCUGACCCCAAUGCCAGCUUAUGCCACACACACAGGACAAGUAGGAACCAAGCUGUACAUGAGCCCAGAGCAGAUUCAUGGAAACAACUACUCCCACAAAGUAGACAUCUUCUCCUUAGGGUUGAUCCUGUUUGAAUUGCUUUACCCAUUCAGCACUCAGAUGGAACGAGUCAGGACCUUAACUGAUGUAAGAAAUCUCAAGUUUCCAACACUGUUUACUCAGAAAUAUCCCCGUGAGUAUAUUAUGGUUCAAGACAUGCUCUCUCCAUCCCCCAUGGAACGACCUGAAGCCACAAACAUCAUUGAAAAUGCUGUAUUUGAGGACUUAGAGUUUCCUGGGAAAACGGUUCUGAGACAGCGGUCUCGCUCCAUGAGUUCAUCAGGAAUAAAGCAUUCAAGACAGCCCAGCAGCUCCCACAGCCCUCUGCCCAACAGUUAGCCUUCAGCUAUGCCAGCAACCCCAACAGGUGACACAGAGCAGCCACCUUGAGGAACAUGACUUUCCACAGUGGUGGACUCAAAAUUUUUAUUUUUAUUUGAUCAAUUUUAUUUGGGACUGAUUUUUAACCCAAUUUGAUUUUUACUGUUCUUAUUGGAAAGGGCUAUGUAAACGACAUGAGAGCUUGUUCUUUGCUGGUCUCCUGAAAGUAGCUGCCAAGCUUUGUAGCCCUCACCUUUUGCCUCGGAGGUAAAAGCAGCCCCUGAAAUAGAGAGAUUUAAAAUGAAAAUGUUUUUAUAGCACAGAGGAAUAAAAUCCCCUCCCACAUGUAAUUAUGUUGUUCUAGAAAUAUGCUUUCUAGAGAUACAGUGAUGAUUUGGAACUGAUUUCUAGAAAAGUUGAUUCCACUUUGUCCCUGGUGAUAAGGACCCAGCUGCACUACUUUGGACAAGUAGCACAAAUAGUAUAGUGGUUUUUAGUCUUAUUUGUAGCAUUAAAUAUCCUUAGGUGGUUUUAGGGAGGGUUUAAGAGCUUGUGGUACCAUUUGCCUCCAGUAAAGGAGAAAGGAAGCUUUUAGGUAAAUCAGUCAGAAGUUCUGGUUUGGAGAGGAGGGAAAAAAAAAACUUUA